AUGACCGACCAUCCGCUUCGGGCCUUCCGGAAACGGCUGGAGGUCCUGCUGAACUGCAGGGACACAGAGGCCUACAAGCAGCAGGUCAGUGAUGCAGCCCUGCUGGCGUGUGUUCCGGAAUGCAUUCCUGGUGCCGUCGAGAUCAUUGAUAGUAUGAUGUGUUCACCGACUUCAAACAUCCGUGCGGUGAUGCAUGUGGUUGAUUGUGUGCUGCGGCGUGGGAUGAAAGGAGACGUUAAUCGUGAUGCCGCUGUUCUGUCGAAGGUGAUGGGAUCACGCCUGAGCACCUGGUUGCGUGUUCUCCUGCUCUCCAAACGUGCCCCAGAACAGCUGGAGAAGAGCAGGAAGAUGAUACAGAGUUGGAACGCUUUUGGCGUCCUACCAAUGGACGGCCUCCUACCCCUGCUCGAACUGAUGGACGCGCCAGCUUCGGCAUCCGAAGACUCCCAGCAGUCCCAACAGUCCCUGGACUUUUCGCAGUCGCAGCCCUGGACCGAGAGCCAAGGUGAAGGUGCAGAUUUCCCAGCCCGGCAGCAGCCUCCACUGCCGCAGCCGGUACCGCCGCAGCCGGCACCGCCGCCACGGACACCGCCAUUGACGGAGCCGGCCAUGCCGGCAGAGCCGGCCGCCAAGCGCGCCAAGCUCUCCGGUGAGUGUGGUGUAGCGCCGAAGCUGAACGGCAAGAUGUGUGAGGAGCCACCUGUGCAACCUCACGAGGCCACACCAACACGAAGGCUGGUGCUGCCCAGUGCCCAGAAAGACAAGAAGGCAACUCCCAGGCGCUCCCUGGACACGAAGGCGAAGGCCUCUGCGGCCGCUGCGCCCACUGCGGCCACUGCGACCACUGCGGCCACUACGCCCACUCCGGCAGUGCACCCCGCCACACCGGCUCCCGACGCCCGGCAACCUGGUCCAUCUGGCCCACGGCCUGUCACCGAGAGACGGGCGUCGGCGACAGCGUCCCCUCCAGUGGUGGGGAGAUCGGUCCUAGAACAGUUGCAAGCAAAGAGCCAGGCGCAGGAGGCCCAGAAGCCCAAUGAUUGCAGUCAGGAGCUGCAGGAGAAGGUGCCCGCUCGCCGGACUUCCAUCUCCUGGCGUGUGCGGGGCGACUGCCGCUGCCUCUUCCGUGCCGUAAUGCGCGCGUAUAGGUUGGAUCCGCUCAACCAGCAGCCGCGAGACGAAUUGGGCGAGCCGGUGGACGAACAGCAGCGCGUGCAUGAGCGGGAGUACGCGGACAAGCUUCGCAAAGUUCUCUGCGACGAGUUCCUGCGGCGGCAGGAUGAGGUCAAGCCGUUGUUGGAGAACAUCACGUUUGAGGCUUAUGUGAAGCGCAUGGGCGAGUGGCAAACCUGGGGUGAUGAGAUCUGCCUCAAGUUCCUGCCCGACGUGGUGAGGAGGCCACUGCAGGUCUACUCCUACAACCGGGAAAGGCAGGAGCUCUUCGAUGCGGGGCUCUACCUCCCCCAAAAGAAGGAGUACCAGGGCAGAGAGUGCAUCGUCCUCCUCCACAACGGGAAGUUCCGGAGCUCAGAAAUUCUGAGACGGGAAGUUCGGUUGGGUUGA
Molecule: messenger RNA, 1563 nt
Organism: Symbiodinium natans
Lineage: Eukaryota; Dinophyceae; Suessiales; Symbiodiniaceae
Source: the annotation of a GenBank genome assembly